GGAGUAAAUAGUAAUAAAAAUGUGGUUUCCAACCCCAAACUCAAGUUCUGAUUACUAACUCUCCUCCCUGUCUCUAAGUGUCUCUGGCUGCUUAAUCUCUGUAUAACUCCUGGCUCUUUGGCUCCUCUCAGUCUGUUCUGUUCUCUGUUUAUUUCCAUGUUCCCUCUCUCUGUGUUUCUCCUGACUGUCUUUGGUCUCUCUCUGUGUUUUUCUUGUCCCAGGCACCCCCAGGAAGACCCCAAGCCUCUAGCGGUACCCGGUAUCAUCUCCAGCAUGUAUGUAGAUGUGGAGGCUUCACUGGGAUAUUGAGAAAUACCAGAGGCGAAUUGUUCCGCUGUAGUCACAGUAAUGAAAGGCAGUAAUAGAAAUAAAGAUCAUUCAGCAGAAGGAGAAGGGGCUGGAAAACGACCAAAACGAAAGUGUCUUCAGUGGCAUCCAUUGCUCGCAAAAAAACUUCUUGAUUUUUCAGAAGAAGAAGAAGAGGAAGACGAAGAAGAGGAUAUUGAUAAGGUUCAGCUUCUUGGGGCUGAUGGCCUAGAGCAAGAUGUUGCUGAGACUGAAGAUGAUGAAUCACCAGAACAGCGAGCCCGGAGACCAAUGAAUGCAUUUCUCUUAUUUUGCAAACGUCAUCGCUCCCUUGUACGUCAAGAACACCCCAGACUUGAUAACAGAGGUGCUACCAAGAUACUAGCUGAUUGGUGGGCUGUUCUCGAUCCAAAGGAAAAGCAGAAAUACACAGACAUGGCCAAGGAGUAUAAAGAUGCGUUUAUGAAAGCAAAUCCUGGCUACAAAUGGUGUCCUACCACAAACAAGCCUGUCAAAUCCCCAACACCCACUGUCAAUCCACGAAAGAAACUGUGGGCCUUCCCAUCCGACUCUUCAAGAGACUUGCCAAGCCCUAAGAAAACAAAGACUGAAGAAAUGCCUCAGCUUAACUUUGGAAUGGCCGAUCCUACUCAGAUGGGAGGCCUGAGCAUGCUGCUUUUAGCUGGAGAACAUGCUCUUGGCACACCAGAGAUAUCUUCUGGCACUUGUAGGCCUGAUGUUUCAGAAUCAUCUGAAUUGCGUCAGAAGUCACCAUUAUUUCAGUUUGCUGAGAUAUCUUCAAGUACAUCCCAUCCUGAUGCUCCUUCAAAACAGUGUCAAGCAUCAGCCUUGUUUCAGUUUGCAGAGAUUUCUUCAAACACUUCACAGUUGGGUGGUGCUGAACCUGUAAAACGCUGUGGAAAGUCUGCACUCUUUCAGCUGGCAGAGAUGUGCCUGGCAUCAGAGGGGGUGAAAAUGGAGGAAUCAAAACUAAUAAAAGCAAAAGAAUCAGAUGGUGGAAGAAUUAAAGAAUUGGAGAAGGGAAAAGAAGAAAGAGAAAUAAAGAUGGAGAAACCAGAUGAGGCCAGGUUACAGAAAGAAGCAGAUGUUGAAAAAUCAGCCAAGGAAAAUGGAAGAGAUUCUAAAGAAUUAAGAAAUUUUGAGGAGCUGCGAAUGGAUGAUAUAAUGGGAAUAAAAAUGGAAGAUCCCAAAGAUAUUAAAAAGGAAGAAUUAGAGGAAGAUCAAAAAUGUAGUCACUUCCCUGACUUUUCUUACUCUGCCAGUAGCAAGAUAAUAAUAAGUGAUGUUCCCAGUAGAAAAGAUCACUUGUGCCAUCCUCAUGGAAUUAUGAUCAUUGAGGAUCCCACCACACUUAACAAGCCAGAAAAGCUGAAAAAGAAAAAGAAAAAAAGCAAAAUGGAUCGACAUGGAAAUGAUAAAUCCACACCCAAGAAGACUUGUAAAAAGAGGCAGUCCUCAGAGUCUGACAUUGAGAGUGUCAUAUACACCAUUGAAGCUGUUGCAAAGGGAGACUGGGGCAUCGAGAAGCUUGGAGAAACCCCUCGCAAGAAGGUCCGCACAUCCUCCAGUGGCAAGGGAAGCAUUUUGGAUGCCAAGCCACCAAAGAAAAAAGUGAAAUCCAGAGAGAAGAAAAUGUCAAAGGAGAAAUCCUCGGACACCACCAAAGAGUCGAGACCUCCAGAUUUUCUCAGUAUUUCUGCCAGCAAGAACAUUCCUGGGGAGGUGCCAGAGGGUAUAAAAGCAGAACCGUUGACCCCCACAGAGGAUGCGCUACCACCCAGCCUACCUGGACAGGCCAAGCCUGAGGACAGUGACUGUCACAGAAAAAUAGAGACUUGUGGCUUCCGGAAAUCCGAGAGGUCUUGCAAAGGUGCUCUUUAUAAAACCCUGGUGUCUGAGGGCAUGCUCACCUCUCUGCGAGCUAAUGUUGACAGAGGGAAACGAAGCUCAGGAAAAGGAAACUCUUCUGAUCACGAAGGGUGUUGGAAUGAGGAAAGUUGGACGUUCAACCAGAUUGGGACCAGUGGAAGUAAGAAGUUCAAGAAGACAAAGCCAAAGGAAGACUCUCUCCUUGGCUCAACAAAGCUGGAUGAAGAAUUUGAAAAGAAAUUCAACAGCCUCCCUCAAUAUAGUCCUGUUACAUUUGACCGGAAAUGUGUACCUGUCCCAAGAAAAAAGAAAAAGACAGGCAGCAUGUCCUCAGAACCAACUAAAACCAGCAAAGGUCCUUUCCAGUCUCAGAAAAAGAACUUAUUCCACAAAAUUGUCAGCAAAUAUAAGCACAAAAAGGAGAAGCCUAAUGUUCCGGAAAAAGGAAGUGGGGAUAAAUGGUCAAACAAGCAAUUCUUCUUGGAUGCCAUUCACCCAACAGAAGCCAUAUUUUCAGAAGACAAAAACACCACAGAGCCUGCUUAUAAGGUUAAAAAUGCCCCAUCCAUUCCCAACACUCCAGAGCCAACAACAAUGCAAGAACCUUUGGUGGGCAGCCAAAAGAGAAAAGCAAGGAAAACCAAGAUCACACACCUUGUCAGGACGGCAGAUGGCCGGGUAUCACCAGCAGGAGGUACUUUGGAUGACAAACCAAAGGAACAACUGCAGAGGAGUCUCCCUAAAGUGACCGAGGCAGGCUGCAAUGAUGAAUGCUCGCACAACCGGGAGGCCGCGGAGACGCGCAGCAGCACCCCGGAGAUGCCAGCUGUGUCUGCCUUCUUCAGCCUCGCGGCCCUGGCUGAGGUGGCUGCCAUGGAAAAUGUGCACAGAGGUCAGAGGUCAACUCCGCUCACCCAUGAUGGACAGCCAAAAGAGAUGCCACAGGCUCCUGUACUUAUUUCCUGUGCUGACCAGUGAAGCGCCCUUUAAUUGUAAAACAUUGUGCUUUACCUACUACCCUAGCCUUGUCUUUACAGAAGGAUGCUAGUGAGUCCAUGUGGUGGAAAAUACAGACUGCAAACAAGUGCUUGUUGCCCCACACGGCCCAGAUUCACUUGACGCAGAAGUUGGCAUCCUGGGCCAGUUUGUUCUUUCAGAGCCCUGAGUCUUUGAGGGUGAUGUUCUUUGUCUGAUAAUGAGCAGAAACGGGAUAAUCCUAGAGCUUUGCUUUCUAUUGAAGGCUUUUGAUGGUAAUAGGUGGUAACUUGGUAAAAGGCUGCCUUUACUGUAGCUCAUCCAGCAUCUCUUUUACCAACCAGAGAGUGUGAAACUAGUUUCGUAUAUUACCUAGUUAUUCUUUCAAAACAAACAAAAAAAAACAAAAACUGACGCACUGCACUAGUUAUUAUUAGAUAUUCUUAGUCUUUUUUGUACAUGGAGAUUUAAGUUCUAAGAUGGUUUAUAUAAUAGGUUAUACCUACAUUUAUAUUGUAGAAUAAUAUUAAAAAGCCUGUUCCAGCGACUCCCAAGCAGCACGGGCAGGCAGAUGUACCAUUGUUAGCGGUGUAUGCUCGGCCUCGUGGUCCAUAUAUUCUGCACUUUUAUAUUUGCCACCAGAGUGGUAGUUUGCUGGCAAAAAGAGAGAGAGAGAGAGGGGAAAAAAAAAUUACAAUUCUUACAAGCUGAGUUCUUUUCUUAGCCUUGAGUGACCAAGAAGAAUUUGCUUGGGGCAAAUUGUGGCAAAUAUUUUCCCAGACAGGGGAAGAGUCCUGCAGAUUACAGAUUACUCAUGUUUUCACGCCUUGAGGAUUCUUUUUACACGGGGUCUAGGUGACCAAUGGAUCGUUCAUACAAACAAACAAACAAAAAAAGAAAAAUCUUAUUCAGAAGUGACCUUAGUAUUACUUCACUAUUCUGAACACACUGAAGACACUCACUUCAUGUGGACUUUGAGCUACAGACCUUUUACAUUCAUCCCAGACAGACUGGACGGGUAGCAAUUGCUAUGCACAGCCUAAUGGGCACUGCAGGUUUUUAGAGCCAUUUCGAGUUUGUGUUGUUAAGGAGGUAUUGAGUAAAUGAUGAAGGAGGUAUGCCUGACCAGAGUGGGACUCUCAGUCAUAGAUCCACCUGCAAGUUUCCUGUUUCCUUUUUGUGUUUUGUUGCUUUUGAACAUAAAACCAACCAUACAUAUGCCAGUACCAAGUGGAUUAACUGGCUUAGAACAUUCAACAUAUUGACUCCACCACCUGACGUUCACAGUGUCUUGUUUCUUAGCAACAGAUACGAAGUGAUAAAUCAGAAUUAGUCAGAGGCUACAGAUUUUACAGGGUAUUUGUUCCAUAGCACAAAGUAUUUCCCCACUCUUGCAUCACAGCACAAACUACCAAAUUUUAAUUAUUGGAUUCCAGCAAUAAUUUGUAUUGGUUUUCAAACCGGCGGAAUUUUGAUAGUGUUAGUUCCGAGUUUGACGCUUUUGAGUUAGAUCUCUAAAUGGUGACAGUUUACAAGGUUUUAUCUAGCUUUCUUAUUUAUACUUGACUGAAUUGUAAUGAUGAUUUUUUUUUCUAAUCGUAAUCUGACCUAAUAGCCAUACAAAAAGUGACCCUUAGUACUGACUAGGCGUAGAUUUUCAUGGUUGUAGAUAUUACUUCAGUUUCGGUGCUGGAAAAUAUGUACAACAUACUAACAGAAUUGAAAGAAAAUAUAGAGAUUUGGGGUUUUUUUCCAAAGCAGGUAAAGAGGGCCUCAGGGCGUUGGAAUGGUGUCCUCAAAAAUGCAUAUCCACUGUGGACAUGGAGGAAGAAGGAAUUAGUAAGGGAGUUUAAUCAGAGGUUCAAAGCUUAGCCCCCUUGACAUAGAAAUAAACCAGGUGAGCAGCCCCAGAUUUUAGCAGAAUAUUUUUACUAUGAUGCUGUUUUAUUAACAUUUUCUAAAUUUCAAUACACAAAGUGAAUGUUUGAACAUUGCUGGGUCCCAGUGUUGGUGGCUGUUGGAGUUUCUGGACCACUUGCUAGCAGUGAUUUAAAAAUGGUAAUUAGCUAAAAUCCAAAAAAAAAAGAAAGAAAGAAAAAAGAAAGAAAAAUCAACAACAGAAAUUGUUUGGUGCAGAACAUGCACCUUGACAAUGGUACUAACUUGUUAUUCUCUAGAACACGUUAGAAUAGAUCUAUUUUUGCCAGGCACCCUCCUUCAGUCCUCCGAUUACAUUUCACUAGAGUUCCUUAAGAGAUUGCUGUAUAUUCAUGGGACCUUUUUUAAAAAGAAGCAAAACAAAAGAUUACUUUUUUCUAUGUGAUUAAUAUAUCUUACUUGAUCUGCUUUUCCUAAACCUCAGUGGCUUUUCCCUUAGGCAGGGGUGGGGGAGGGGGGCAACCUACUGGAUAAGACUGUUUUCAGAUACUUUAAAAAAAAAAACAAAAAAAAAACCUUUUGUAGAAAUGCUUAAUUUUUAAGCAGUUAGGCACUGAGAGUAGCAGAAAUCCUGCAAAGCUUUAUAGUCCUUUAGACACUUGCCUUGUCGUUUCUCUGAGUGAAGUCUUGAUUUCAAUGAUAGUGCUUUUCUCAUGCCCUGAAUCCGCUGGAGAGGGGUGUUGGUAUUUUCAGGUAACAACAUUUGUUAGCACAAAUAUUUCAGACCAACAUGUAGUGUGUGCCCCCCCCCCACCCCGCAUUUAUCAUUUCCAUUUCAUUUAUCUCAUUCUUUUUUAUUUUGGAAAAUCAUAUUGCUAUGGUGUGUACCUUAAUCUGCCAGCAAACACCAUCUACACUAACAUUUGUCCCACAAGCAUCCUCAAGAGAAAAAGUUGUUGCACCUUAUGUAUAUCUCAAGCAAACCAAAAUAUUGAUGCUCUUCUGCUUUGUUUUAUUCUAAAUUGUUGUAUCAUAUCUUUCUGAAACCAUUCUGAAUCUAGUUGGAAUUAUCGAUAUUUAUGCUUUUAACCUUAAUUUCUGGAUUCAAACCUGUAUAUAAAUCUUUUGAAAAAAAAUUGUCCUAGCCCUUCUCUGUGAUGCUGGAAGUGGAUGAUUUAGUCUCAGAUGGAGACGCAGUACUGUUCCAGUUUUCUUUAGCCUUUUAUUUAUUUAGUUAUUCUGGGUAUUUUCCUAUGUAAUUUUGAAGUGUGUAGAGUAUAUUAUAGUAACUGAAGCUGCAGCUGUAAGAAGCUGAGUGAAAGAAAAAAAAUACUGUAAGACAUCCUUUUUAAGUUUUUAUUUGCUUGGAUAACUAUAAUGAGAUCAGGAAAAGGAAAAAUGUCCCACAGCCACAUUGAAGAUACAGGUUCUUAUCCCCAAAUUAGGUUAGUUCCCAGAUCUUAGAUUAAAAUGGUUAAUUCGUUAAAGCCUUUUUAAAAAGGAUAUAUCAUAGUGUUGUAAUUCUGACAGUCUUUUCCCCACAAAUGUCGGGAAUGUAUUUAUUUAAUUCCGUCAGAUGAGCUUUCUCCCAGUGCCCCCUCAAAGCCAUGCUGAAGUCAUUCCCUUGUUAUCAUUGUUACUCUAGUUCCUGCCAUUAAAACUGCUGCAGAGGAAAAAAGUGAUGGAACACUAUGAACAAAAAGGAGCACCUGAACUGGUCUGGUUGUUUAGGAUCCAAUUUGUUUAAUCCCCGUCAUUCUCUUAUCAAGCCAGAUGCUACUCUGCCUGAGUCAUGGAAAUUUUUGUUUGCACUCUGUAGUCUUUGGCUAAUCGUAUGGAAAUGUUUGCACCUAUGUAAAAUCUCAAGCAAAUUAUAAAGCGAUAGAGAACUAGGAGUAAGCUGGAAA
Phacochoerus africanus (Common warthog) is the source of this 6956-nucleotide messenger RNA. It is a transcript of the gene BBX, whose product is annotated as BBX high mobility group box domain containing. The transcript has 16 exons. The record is from RefSeq and is a predicted model, not a curated record. Gene Ontology annotation, biological process: regulation of transcription by RNA polymerase II. NCBI's taxonomy places the organism in Eukaryota, Metazoa, Chordata, Mammalia, Artiodactyla, Suidae. Gene Ontology annotation, cellular component: nucleus. The coding region runs from base 349 to 3174 and encodes 941 amino acids. Gene Ontology annotation, molecular function: DNA-binding transcription factor activity, RNA polymerase II-specific; RNA polymerase II transcription regulatory region sequence-specific DNA binding.